Molecule: messenger RNA, 3889 nt
Organism: Ricinus communis (castor bean)
Lineage: Eukaryota; Viridiplantae; Streptophyta; Magnoliopsida; Malpighiales; Euphorbiaceae
Product: inositol hexakisphosphate and diphosphoinositol-pentakisphosphate kinase VIP2
Exons: 30
Coding region: 262-3564 (1100 amino acids)
Biological process (GO): inositol metabolic process; inositol phosphate biosynthetic process
Molecular function (GO): 5-diphosphoinositol pentakisphosphate 1-kinase activity; diphosphoinositol pentakisphosphate kinase activity; inositol hexakisphosphate kinase activity
Source: RefSeq, a predicted model, not a curated record
AAAAAAAUUAUAUAUGGUAUUUCAUUUCAAGUAAAUCUUUUUUGCAUAUUCCAGAAUCCGCAGAUAAUCCUUUCUCAUACAUAUCAUAUCCAACCAAACAGACCACUACAGCUGUGGUGGCGCUUCUCUGCUUUUUUUCAGUAUUUAUUAUUUAUUAUAAGCUUUAUUAGAAGUGUCUGCGUGUAUAUGUAUAGAGAGAGAAGCUCUGGUGUUUUGUUUUGAAGAGUGAAGGGAGAUUCAUUUCAUAUACACAGUACAGAGAUGGAAGAGGAAGGAGGAGAAAUGGAGAAGAAGAUAAAGAUAGGAGUCUGCGUGAUGGAAAAGAAGGUGAAAUGCGGAUUCGAGGUGCUAUCAGCUCCAAUGGGACAAAUCAUGGAUAGAUUACAAGCAUUUGGUGAAUUUGAGAUUAUACAUUUUGGGGAUAAAGUCAUUGCUGAAGAUCCAAUUGAGAGCUGGCCAAUUUGUGAUUGCCUGAUUGCCUUCUACUCUUCUGGAUAUCCCCUUGAAAAGGCUGAGGCAUAUGCUGCUUUAAGGAAGCCUUUUCUAGUGAAUGAAUUAGAGCCACAACACCUUCUUCAUGACCGAAGGAAAGUAUACCAGCGUCUUGAAAUGUAUGGUAUCCCUGUUCCACGAUAUGCGCUUGUGAACAGGGAAUUUCCAUAUCAAGAGCUGGAUUAUUUUUCCGAGGAAGAAGAUUUUGUUGAGGUUCAUGGCAAUCGCUUUUGGAAGCCAUUUGUAGAGAAGCCUAUUGAUGGGGAUAAUCAUAGUAUCAUGAUUUAUUAUCCAAGCUCAGCUGGUGGGGGUAUGAAGGAAUUGUUUAGGAAGGUUGGUAACCGGUCAAGUGAGUUCCACCCAGAGGUUAGAAGAGUCCGACGGGAAGGCUCUUAUAUAUAUGAAGAAUUUAUGCCAACAGGAGGAACAGAUGUCAAGGUAUAUACUGUUGGCCCUGAAUAUGCGCAUGCUGAGGCAAGGAAAUCUCCUGUUGUUGAUGGUGUUGUUAUGAGAAACCCUGAUGGAAAGGAAGUGAGGUAUCCUGUUUUGCUGACACCUAAUGAAAAGCAAAUGGCAAGAGAGGUUUGCAUUGCGUUUAGGCAAGCGGUUUGUGGGUUUGAUCUCUUGCGAUGUGAAGGGCGGUCAUAUGUUUGUGAUGUGAAUGGGUGGAGUUUUGUGAAAAAUUCCUACAAAUAUUAUGAUGAUGCUGCUUGUGUAUUGAGGAAGAUGUUCUUAGAUGCCAAAGCUCCUCACCUUUCAUCAACAAUUCCACCCACUUUACCAUGGAAAAUCAAUGAACCAGUCCAGCCUUCAGAGGGGCUGACUCGUCAGGGAAGUGGGAUUAUUGGCACGUUUGGGCAGUCUGAGGAGCUACGCUGCGUGAUUACUGUUAUGCGACAUGGUGAUAGAACUCCCAAACAGAAGGUGAAAUUGAAGGUUACUGAGGAAAAACUGCUAAACUUGAUGUUAAAAUACAAUGGGGGACGACCUAGAUCUGAGACAAAACUAAAAAGUGCUAUUCAGUUGCAAGAUCUAUUAGAUGCAACACGAAUACUUGUACCUCGUAUAAGACCUGGUCGUGAAAGUGAUAGUGAGGCAGAAGACAUUGAGCAUGCUGAAAAGCUUCGCCAAGUUAAAGCAGUGCUUGAGGAGGGUGGCCAUUUUUCUGGCAUCUAUAGGAAAGUCCAACUAAAGCCACUAAAGUGGGUCAAAAUUCCAAAAAGUACCGGUGAAGCUGAGGAAGAACGGCCUGUUGAAGCUCUCAUGGUUCUUAAAUAUGGGGGUGUUCUUACCCAUGCUGGCAGAAAGCAGGCAGAAGAAUUGGGUAGAUACUUUCGGAAUAACAUGUAUCCAGGUGAAGGUACAGGUCUGCUACGCCUGCAUAGCACGUAUCGUCAUGAUCUUAAAAUUUACAGCUCUGAUGAGGGCCGCGUGCAGAUGUCUGCAGCUGCAUUUGCUAAAGGCCUCCUUGAUCUGGAAGGACAGCUAACACCAAUCCUGGUUUCACUUGUCAGCAAGGAUUCGUCGAUGUUGGAUGGACUUGACAAUGCCAGCAGUGAGAUGGAAGAAGCUAAGGCUAGGUUGAAUGAGAUUAUAACUUCCAGUACAAAGGCUGCUAAUAGCAAUGAAUCCCCUGAAUUUCCUUGGAUGACCGAUGGAGCUGGACUACCCCCAAAUGCUUCUGAACUUCUUCCUGAACUGGUAAAAUUGACCAAGAAGGUCACAGAACAAGUGAGACUGCUCGCCAAGGAUGAAGAUGAAGAACUUACAGAGACAAGCUCAUAUAAUGUUAUUCCCCCAUACGAUCAAGCAAAGGCCCUUGGUAAAAUAAAUAUAGAUGUUGAUCGUAUUGCUGCAGGGUUGCCCUGUGGUAGUGAGGGAUUCCUUUUGAUGUAUGCACGCUGGAGAAAACUGGAAAGAGACUUGUAUAAUGAACGCAAAGACCGAUUUGAUAUAACACAAAUUCCUGAUGUCUAUGACUCUUGCAAAUACGAUUUGUUGCACAAUGCUCAUCUUAAUCUAGAAGGGCUGGAUGAACUCUUCAAAGUUGCUCAGUUACUUGCAGAUGGUGUCAUCCCAAAUGAGUACGGGAUUAAUCCAAAGCAGAAAUUGAAGAUUGGCUCCAAGAUUGCUCGCCGUUUGUUGGGUAAAAUACUAAUCGACUUGAGGAACACCCGGGAGGAAGCCAUCAGUGUUGCAGAAUUAAAAAGUAAUCAAGACCAACAUUCAACAUCGACAAAGAAUGAAAAGGAGGAUGCAGAUUAUCAGUCGAAGCUUUUCAUUAAGAAUGAAGACACAAGAAGAACUAGCACAAGUGAAAUUUCAACAGACCACGACGACGAUGAUGAUAAAGAGACAAAAUACCGUUUGGAUCCAAAGUAUGCAAAUGUCAAGACACCCGAACGUCAUGUCCGGACACGACUUUAUUUUACUUCAGAAUCUCAUAUCCAUUCCCUUGUGAAUGUCCUCCGUUAUUGUAAUUUGGAUGAAUCUCUUCAAGAAGAGGAUAGUCUUGUUUGCCAUAAUGCUUUGGAGCGCCUGCACAAAACCAAGGAGCUUGAUUACAUGAGUUAUAUCGUACUGAGGAUGUUUGAGAACACCGAGGUUCCAUUGGAAGACCCAAAAAGGUAUCGCAUAGAGAUGACAUAUAGCCGUGGUGCAGACUUGUCCCCCUUGGAGGAUCAUGGUUAUCAGCAAGAUGUCAAGACAGAAAUACUUCAAUUUGUGAAGUGGAAUGAUUCCAGGGGUGAUGUUUACAAGCUCUACUCUUUUUUCUUUUUCUUUUUCUUUUUUUUCCAGAAGAACGACAGUGAGGCCAACUCAUUGCACCAGGAACAUACACUGCCUAUUAUGGGUCCUGAAAGAUUGCAAGAAGUAGGAUCAUAUCUCACAUUAGAGAAAAUGGAGACGAUGAUUCGGCCGUUUGCCAUGCCAGCAGAAGACUUUCCUCCACCUUCAACCCCUGCAGGAUUCUCCGGCUACUUCUCAAAAAGUGCAGCAGUACUAGAGCGCUUGGUGAAUCUUUGGCCUUUCCAUAAGCAUGAUAAACAUGCUAGUGCUAAUGGAAAGUAGCUUUUUCACUUUAAAAAACAAAAAUCAUAUUACUUUCAUUUCUUUCUGUUCUUUUUUUUUUUUAAUUUUUUAAGUUCGGCUUAGAUUUCCCAUUCUUUUAUUGCCUUGCAUGAUGUGUCUUAAGCUUUAGUGCGUGCUGGUUGGUCUUACAGCCAAGGUGAGUUUUGAGCUCUCCUGGGAGAAAAUUUUGGAGCAAACUAACAACUUUCGACAGAGAGAGAUUGUUAGUUGAAGUAACUGUAGCUAAAACAGAUUCUGUUAACAUUUUAGUAUUGUAUUUAUUUAUUUAUUUAUAAUUAAUGGGAAUAGCUUGAUUAUAAACAAA